UGGACAGUGACGUUUCCAUGGCGCUUGAAUAUGACAGGAAGUGAAGUUGGAAGUGACAUCACCAACAGUUGCACCGAUUCAGGAAUGAGGCAGAAAGAAGGGUUUGCGUUCUGUCACCGGGCGUUAAUGGAGGAGUGGUUUAAGAGGGGGGUGGUUAUAACAAAUAAGAUGAGUAAAUGGAGGCCUGAGCCGUUUUUAGUAGCUACACGGGCUAAAUUAAUAUAGCGACCUCUAGUGGUUAUAGUGGUUUUUAGUGGAAUAAUUGAUCUGAAAAGCAGAUUUCCCUUGCUACGUCCUGGUGAAACAGCCACAAACAGCCAUAUUUGGAUGUUAAUCUUUUUAUAUCUCUCUUUAUUUUUGCUUUGCAGUUUCCCCUCCCAUACAUUUUGGGGCUAAAAAGUCAACACCUGCAUGUAAUGAAGCAAAUAGGCCACUACUUGCCUUUUUUCUUAAACGGGAACAUGGACAGGCGGCUGGACUAAUACCUCAAAUUUGAUUGUGUUUUCUCAAGGCCUGGAAGGGAAGCACCUACAUGGCUGUCUCACAAAAGCAGGUCCAAACAUCCAAAAAAGAAAGGAUCAACAAAGAAACAGGAGAGCUGAGUGCAUCUGGUGAGGUGUCUGUCUCACUGGAUCUGAAGGUGGUGAACGUGGAGGGGUCUCGAAGUGACCCCCAGCCCUUGGAAAUACUCCAAGAACUACUGAGGGAACUAGACAUCCACAAGUGCUCAACUCCAGACCAUGACACGGAACAUGACAUUGCACGGCAGAGAGAAGCUCUUCUCGUGGAAGCCCUUUCUGUCCUUGUUCAGGUCGGAGCAGAAUAUGACAGGCUUGAUCAGGCAGAUGUUGAAGGCCUUGCAGUUCUAAUCGCAGACUCUGUUGUCUUUAACAUCCACAGUAGACUGGGAGAGCGACCUGCAGAGGUCGCUCGCGACGAGGUGGUUAACUUCUUCCGGAAGUCGGAUGAGAGCUCGAAUUUGGGAGUGGAAGAUGAUCUAGGAUGGCUGCUCUUGAAAUCUCUUUUGCUGCUGACAGCGGGUAGUUCUGACAUUUUGACAGUGUUGAACCCAGGUCUCCCUGCAACUCUGGGCAAAUGUUUGUACCUGCUGGUGUGCAUUCCUGCGAAGACGGAGAAGUUAACACUUGAGGAGACAUUUCAGGAGCUGCUUACUCAGGUCCUCGUCCAGCUUUGCAGGCUGCCUGAGCUUGUGGAAAACCUUGUUGAGACUCAAGAAGUUCAGUGUCUGAUCAUAGGUCUCACCUCGCUUUGGGAUCAAACCAGUCACUCAUGGAGGCAUCAAGCGUCACGCGUUCUCAGGGCAAUUUCUGCUGCAGGAACCAGCAACAUUACUCCAACACUGCUAGGCAAAAACUGCAUUCGUAUCUGUAUUCAGAAUCUGCUGCACAUUCGUGCAGAGGUUUCGGGUCCACUUCUGUCUGAGGUAGCAGUGGCAGUCUUCAGCUUCAUCAGAGACACCUACAAGCUCAGUCCUGACCUCUUCAACGAGUUCGACUCACACAAUGGCUACCAGGCUCUUGAGAGUAUUCUGAAGUGUUGCAAAGACGGCGUUCCUGCUGACCAGUUCCAGCCUGUGGAGGAGCUGCUGGCGCUCAUCGCGUCUUUCACCACUUUUGGAAAGUCCGAGCUGAAAGUGGCUCUUUGUAUCAGCAAUCCUCAACCUCCAGGGUUUAAAUUUGAUUCUCCACUCACUAAAGGCUCCUCAGUGAAGAAUCUCCCUGCCUUCAACCUGCUGCAGAACCUGUUGUUAAGCUCCCAAGAUUCGCCGCUCUGCUGCCAGAUCCUCCGUAAUGUGCAGACGAUAUGGGAGUGGGACACAGCCAACUUCUUCCUGUUGGAGUGGACCGUCCAGACCAUGUCACAGCUCACUGCCUGUAUUUGGAUUAAACCUCCACCUGUACAAAGAUUCUACUUUUCCAUGCUCGAAAUGAUCAUAUUGAAGCUGAACUACAUUCCCCAUGAAACACUGCGGGCUGUCCUUGGUCUCCUGAAGCAGACCUGGUCAGGGAAUCUGAUUUCAGGCCUGAGUGGAGUUGAGUUUGGGGUGUUGGCCCUUCAAUUUUUAUACAGGCUAACUCUUCACAGUGGUCUGGUAGCUGAGGUUCUGACUGACUGGGGUCUGCUGGAGUUGGUGCUUGGAGAGUUGCGAAGGAGAGCGAAGAUCCUCAGGAAGGCUAGAGUGACUUCUGCCCCUCUUCACUGCUUACAACAAGUUCAUUUGCAGGAUGGCGAGCAACAGCUCACCAUAUGUAUGCUUCAAGUCGUGUCGACACUGACGCUGCGGUCCAUCAAGAGCACUGUUGUUGUGCGAGAGCGUGGCAUGGUUCCGUACAUCAAGAUCUUUCUGGAUGCAGAUCAGUACCGAAGACUCGCUCUGAGCAUUUUGGAACAGCUAGCGGAGAUAAACCCAGACGAGUUUAUGAGCACUGCCAUUGGAGCCCUGUGCUCUUCUACACAGCAGGAGCUCAGUUUGAAACAAGAUCUUUUGAAGUCUGUUUUGAAGGUGUUGGAGAAUCCAAACAGUUGGGAUGCUUUCAGACGAGCCGGGGGAUUUGCUGGUCUGCUCUCUCUGGUGGUUGAUAUGGAAGGAGCUCUGGCCGACCCUCCCAUUGAUGAAGUGUGGAAGUGCCAUGGACAUGAAGCUCUGUUGGACCUCCUCCUCCUCACCCUCCACAUCUUAGCUGUAGCUGUCCAUCACCACACUGUCAACGCUCACCAUUUUCAAACUGGCGGCUUCUAUGAAAAACUUGCUGAAGCUCUGCAUCAAGUGGGCUGUUUCCACUCUGAAGGGCUCAGUAAGUGGGCUGAAGAAGAACGCUGUUUUUCCAGUCACCAAGAAGGGCAAAUAUCCUCAGGAAAAAGCUUUGAUCAGUUUGUGGAUUUGGCGGAAGCUUCGAAAAGCCAAUCCCCCAGCGGUGAUGACGCCCACCCAGAACUUCCACAAACUCUUCGGACAUGCAUCAGGCUACUCUCCUACCUCGACCAGUUUGCCACUGGCAUGUACUCCACACACAAUUUUACCUACGUCCAAGAGACUGAAGGGUGUGACGGAAAUAAAGAGAAACCAACUGGAUUAGCAGGAAAUGACCAUGUUUACUCCUAUUAUCCUGCACGACAGUCGUCUGUGAGCAUGUCCUCAGGCAGCUCAGAGACUCCGUACAGGUUCACCUGCGAUCAUGUGGUACUCCAUCCAGGGGCACUCAGGGUUUUUGUGACCCUCCUUCCAGUCGUAUUUACAACAGAUGACCCUCUGCUUUCCAUGGAGGUCCAGUUGUCCUUGGCAAACCACAUUCUGGCUGUGGUCAGAUCUGAGAGGAACCGCCAGAUCAUGUGCGAGGGGGGCCUAAUUCCCACUCUCCUGCUGCGCUGUAGACGCAUGUUGCUCAUGCAGGACCAUCCGUUACAUCUUCCUGUUACAUGCAUCCUGGAAAAACUUUCUUCCCAGGCCAUUACUCCUGCAGACUUCAGAAAGUUCUUGUGUCUUGGGGAACCUCUCUUGUGUUCCAUGGAGAAUGCUCCCACGCCACCAGUACCUGAUCAAGCUAAAACAACAGAGGCCAACCCCGCACCAGGCCCCAAAAGACUGAAGCGAACGAUCAGUCUUCUGCGCAACGAGUCCUCUGUGGGUCGAUCCUUUCCUCCCCACCAACUCAUCAGUCUGGUGUCUAUGACAUCACCACGCUCGUUCAGAUCACACCGUGUCUCCUCUUCACCUGCUUUUGUGGAGUUUGACAUGAGUGAGAGCGGAUAUGGUUGUCUUUUCCUUCCUACUGUGGCCACGGUGAAAGGAGUUUCUGCUGACUCAAUCCCAACAGGUGGCAUUGGAGGAGACUGCAGGGGCUUUCCUCCCACGGCAGGUCUGACGUUCUCCUGCUGGUUCCAGAUCAGUAGGUUCAGUUCUGCCUGUGAUUCUCACCCUAUCCGGUUGCUGACAAUCGUGCGCCACAUGUCCCGAACUGAGCAGCAGUACGUCUGUCUGUCCAUCUCCUUCUCGGCCUGCGAUGGGUGCUUGGUCAUCUCCACAGAAGAGGAGGCAUUUACAUACCUUGAUAUGAUGGAGCCUGAGGUUGGCAGCCCAACAUCCCUGCCUACUGCCCUGAGGUUGCGAUGCUCCAGCUUAUUGGUCCCUGGUCAGUGGCACCAUUUGGCAGUGAUCUUGACCAAAGGAGUGAAAAAGAGCUGUUUGACCUCAGCUUAUUUUAACGGCAAGGCACUGGGGUCUGGCAAGAUGAGGUACAUUCCGCCCUUUCCUGGACAGUAUGUGUCCAUGGAUCCCACUGCAGUGAUCGACGUGUACGGACUCAUCGGUACUCCUGCUUUCUGGAAGGAGCAUGCUGCUCUGGUGUGGCGUGUCGGUCCUUCCUAUCUGUUUGAAGAGCCGUUGAGCUCUGAAGCCGUUGGCGUUAUUUACAGUCAAGGCACCACCUACCUCGGCAACUUUCUGGCCCUGCGCAACGCUGGCCAGGACCUGGACGGUCCUUCUGCCAGGCUGGUUCCUGAGGAGAGGAUCUCAUUUGGCAUCAAUUUGGCAAUUAGUACUUCAACGACUGUGGCCCAGAUCAGAAGAGAUUAUAACGAAGUGGAUUGUCGACUGAUAGCGAAAGAGAUGGGAAUAACGUCACGAGACGAGUCCAGUCCAGUGUUCUUGGCUCGAAACAUCAGUCAGCACUUGAAUGGGACCGCACGCACUAUCGGUGCCGCCCUGGUGGGACAUUUUGGUGUGCGCACGUUCACUCCUCACACUGCUUCCAAUGGAUUUUUUCUCAUGGGUGGGCCUGAGGUGGUCCUUAGCCUGGUCGCAAUGGCACCAGACGACAGCUCCUUGUAUGCAGCGGUCAAAAUACUUCAGUCAGUGCUGGAGACCAACUCUGCGAUGCAACUGGAAAUGAACCGCAUCAGUGGAUUUAAAAUUCUAGCUUUCCUUCUGAAGAUGAAGAACAAUCUAGUCAGACAAAGGACACUACAGCUGGUCAUGCACCUCUGCAGUUCAGUCGAGCUGAGCCCCAGCAGUUUGGGACUCUCACCAGCUUUUCAGGCUUUGCUUUUAAAUCUGGAGGUGUGGCAGAACACGUCUGAAAAUCUGGAUCUAGCAGUUCUGAAACAUUUUGUUGACCUCCUAAGCUCCUCAAGAGAUGACGGGAAGACUGUGGCUGCCAUGCACCGUCUGGACCUGAUACCAAAGCUGCUGUUCCAGCUUUCCCAAACUGAUGUGACCUUUGAAAAGGUUAAGCUGAUUUCCUGUGUCGCGACAAGUCUCUUAAAAAAUCAUUUCACCACUCUGGACGUCAAAAGACUUGGAGUCUUCCUGUUAUGGACUUUACCUCCUUCAAGCAUCACCACUCCUGAGGACUUUCAUCUUUCCUGUGAAGGCAAAGCUCAGAGUCUUGGUCCAGCUAGUGUUAUCUGGAUCCGGAACCAGCUGCUACUUGUACUGUGUGACAUCCUCUGCUGCGACAGCCCUGAGUUCAAAACUCAGCAGACGGCUUUGUUUGACGCCCUGGGCAGUGAUUGGUUCCUGUUCUUCUUGAUGCCUCAUCUUCAUCAGUCCACUGUGGAGUUGGGACUUGUUCUCCUCACACAUUUUCUAUCCAGUAGCUCUCAGCUGAGCAACUUCAGAGAGGUGCUGGUUCCAGGCACCAUCAUCAGGGCCUUGGAGGAGCCAUGUGUUGUCAUGGACAACCUACGGGCUCAUCACGGUGAGCAUGAAUGCUUCAGCCGUAUAUGCCAGGGGUUCGAGGUCUUACAAGGCUUGCUGCUUCAACACUGUCACCUGCCGCCUGUCUAUGAAGCUUUGGCCUGUCUUCUGUUGGGCCGAAAGGCCAGUCACACCAGAGAAGCACAGUUAGGUUUGGAUCGGGGCCUGCAACUGCUCAUUGACAGUCAAGGAGAGAACCCUGCUGUUCAGCUGUGUGUUGAGGCUGCAACAAUCAUGCUGGAGUUGAUCAAAGUCAUUGUCACACAAAAAGAGCCAGGGGAAGGCACAUCUCAGGAGCCUCAGUUGCCUGCGAGUGUUAUGCAGUUUUUUUGUUUACUGCACAACUGCCGUCCCAGAGAUCCGCUGUGGAGAGCCCCCGAGUUUCUGCACAUGCUGGCGGCGAUUGUUUUUCCUAAUAAUGGAUCAGAGGAGAAUUUGCAGAAUGGGGAAUGUUUUUCACCAAAGAAGCCAGUAUAUGACUUCAUCCAAAUUCUGCUGAUGGACAGUUUCCUGAAUGUUUCCGUCGACAGCAGCUCACAUCCUUUGGUGUUGCUGUUAGAGUUCGCCCCUGAUGGAGCAUCGUUCGAGCAGCAGAAGAGUUUUCAAACUAAGACGCUGGAGUUGAUCAUGAACAUCAUCCACAUUCUGCACUAUGACGAGCAGAACUGCAACCACCUCAUCUCACAAGAUCAGAGAUCCGACACACAGACUGACAUAUUGAUGGAAAAUGUGGUGCUCUUCUGCAAAACUCUGCCGCUGAAACUUUACAGUGGAACAUUCCUGGGAGACCCGGAGUGUUUGCUCCACUUCCUCGCUGAUCAGAUUGUGGUGGCUCUUGAACAAGGCCAAACUCAGAAAGAGAAGAUGGUGUCUGCGCUGUACUCAUGCACUAAUAAAGUUCUGCUCCACCUCCUCUCCCUUCCUCGACAAUCUCAAGAGGAAAAGGAAGUCAUCAUCAGGACGUUGCAAACCCUUGAGAAACGCUGGGAUGUCAUCAUGGCAACUUACAACGCUAAUGUCAACUUUGUCACGUGUCUUCUUCAUUGUCUGCUACUGAUCCGAUCUGACAGUUAUGUGGGAGGCUUUGGUUUGAUGGGACGAAUGCAAAGUUUCAACAAAACAACAAAAGACGUUUUACUUCGAAACAAAACCAGCCCUGUGAAUGGAGUAGAUUCUGCGAAGGAUGAAAUGAUUGGCCUUGCAAAGGUCUGCUGGGUUAAGGUGAUGAAGGAGCGACAGCAGAUACUUGAGGACACAUAUAAGAUUGAGAUCUCAGCGAGUCAAGGCAAUGAGAAACGUCCAGUCAGCAUGACUGACAUCAGCCCACUGUGGGAGGAAACGUCACUGAAGGCCUGGAAGCUCCUCACAGAGGAAAUGGAGAAGAAGAUGACCGCAGGAUCUCAGAAUACGUUUGACAGGAUCACCACUGUGGUUCGCUCUGCCUUAGGAAAACAAAGCCGCGAAACAGUCACAGUGGCGGACUUCCUGUCCUGUAUGGAGUCACAUCGACAGAGAGGACACAGCAUGUACGAGAAUAUGAGGACCAGUCACUCUCAGGUACAAGCCAGUGAGUGGAAAUGUUUGAACACUAAAUGGUUGCGAGUAGAGACCGAGCUGCUCCGGGAGAGAGCCGUGUUUGGACCUGGACCAGGGGUCUUUCUGAAGCACGACUGGGUACAAGAUGCAGUGGAGGGACCAAACCGGACCAGAUGUCGGAUCAGAAGGAACACGUUGCGACUGUCCAAACAGGUGUUGGGAAAUCUAUGCAUCGGUUUGAGGAUGGGGGCAUCUGAUGAGUAUAGCUUGAAAGAGCACAAGAUUCUUUGUGAAGUUGGGGCUGAGGUCAAAGAGAAGGGUGAUGAUGGAAGACAGGAGGACUGUGAUCAUCUGACCUUCUUCCCUGUUUUGAAUGACAACCCGGCUGUCAGCGAAUGUCCACUGGACCCCAGUGCACCAGAACCUUGCUCCCACUCACCAGACUGUCCUGAAAUUCUUGUCAUCCUGCAGGAGCUUCAUCCCGGAGAGGAGGUAAAUGCUAAGAUGUGUGUUGUGAUGGUGAGCGGCCUCAAGGUGUCGGAGGGUGUGCUGCUGUUUGGGAAAGAGAGUUUGUUCAUCUGUGAGGGCUUCACUCUCAGUCCCUGUGGAGACGUUUGUUGUCGAAAACACCAUCCUAGCAGUGUGAAAGAUUCGUACAUCUCCUCCAUGCUGAGUAAAGAGCUGACGGCCAGCUGCAAACACUGGCUCUACGAAGAUAUCAAAGAGGCUCGCUUUUUACGGUUCCUUUUGGAGGACAAUGCGAUAGAAGUCUUCAUGAAAAAUGGACAUUCUGCUCUUUUGGUUUUCCUGAAUCGAGAUCACGUUUCAGCGUAUAAAAGGUUGUGCAGAGUAGCACCAGCAUUGAAAGGCAGAGGAACGGCAGACGUACUCGCCAACGCCAAGAAAACCCCUGUGGUUGAAAAGACGUCUCUUGUCAAGUGGCAGAGAGGAGAAAUAAGUAACUUUGAGUACCUUAUGCAUCUCAACACCCUCGCUGGGAGAACUUAUAAUGACCUCAUGCAGUACCCAGUGUUCCCCUGGGUCCUAGCAGACUACCAUUCAGAGACACUUGAUCUCUCCAACCCUGCAACUUUUCGAGAUCUGUCCAAGCCCAUGGGUGCUCAAACGGAGAAGAGGAAGCUGAUGUUCACCCGAAGAUAUGAAGAUAUGGCGAACAGCGCGGAGGAAGGGGAUCUGCCGGCGCCCUGCCACUACUGCACUCACUAUUCCUCCGCCAUCAUAGUUUCCUCCUUUCUGGUGAGGAUGGAGCCGUUUUCACAUACCUUCCGCACGCUGCAGGGAGGCUUCGACGUCCCCGAACGCAUGUUUCACAGUAUCAGGUUAGCGUGGGAGUCCGCCUCCAGAGACAACAUGACGGACGUCAGGGAGUUGGUACCAGAGUUCUUCUACCUCCCUGACUUCCUGCAGAACUCUAACCACAUGGAACUUGGUUGUUUGGAGGACGGAACUGCUCUGGGUGAUGUGGAGCUUCCUCCAUGGGCGAAAGACGACCCCCAGGAGUUCAUUAGAGUUCAGCGAGAGGCCUUGGAGAGCGACUACGUCAGUUCCCAGCUGCACUUAUGGAUCGACCUGAUUUUUGGCUAUCGCCAGCAAGGCCCCACUGCAGUGGAGAGCGUGAACACGUUUCAUCCCUACUAUUACGCCCAAAGAGGUCGACAAGAUGUGAAAGAUCCUCUCAUAAAGAAGACAAUUCUGGGAUAUGUUAGCAACUUUGGCCAGAUUCCCAAACAGCUCUUUACAAAGCCCCACCCUCCUCGCAGUGGCACGAAGAAAGAAGCGUCUUCACAGACUUUCCCCAGUCCCUUUUUCUACAAUCUGGACAGGCUCAGGACCAUGGCCAGCCCACUCAGAGAGCUGCCAAGAGGCCCAGUAGGUCAAAUACUAUGCCUGGAAAAAGAGGUUCUGGUCCUGGAGAGAAACCGACUCCUCCUGUCGCCUCAGUUGAGCUGCUACUUCAGCUGGGGUUUCCCUGACAACACUUGUGCUUUUGGAAACUAUUCCACUGACAAGACUUUUGGGGUGUGCGAGAGCUUGUCCGACUGGGGGGAGACGCUGUGUGCUGCCUGCCCCAACCCGACAACAGUGGUGACUGCAGGAUCAAGCACCGUCGUCUGUGUUUGGGAUGUGGCCAUCAACAAGGACAAACUGACUCACAUGAAGCUGCGACAGCCGUUGUACGGUCACACAGAUGCGGUGACCUGCCUCACCACCUCUGAGGUCCACAGCUUGAUCGUAAGCGGCUCUCGGGACCUGACCUGCAUCCUGUGGGAUCUGGAGGAGCUCAGAUACGUCACUCAGCUGGUGGGACACAAAAGCAGCGUCUCAGCACUCGCCAUAAAUGAGCUCACAGGUGAGAUUGCAUCCUGCGCUGGACCUCUGCUGUACCUGUGGAGCAUGAAGGGUCAGCUGCUGGCCUGCAUAGACACCAUGAGCGGGCCUGGAGCGGACAUCCUCUGUGUCGCCUUCACGCAGAAGGACGAGUGGGACAGCAGGAAUGUGGUAGUCACGGGCUGCGCCGAUGGUGUCAUUCGGAUAUGGAGGACGGAAUACGCCAGAACACAAUUACCUGGCCCUCCAGAAGAGCCCGCGUCCCCAGGGCAUGACCAAACAGCACAGGCUGAGCGAGACGCAGCGCGUGGCUGGAGGAGACACCUGGUGCUGUGUCAGGAGCUGAGCAGAAGCCAGACGCAGUCCACACGGCGUUCCAAAGUGAACCCCGCCAUCACCGCCCUCGCCAUGUCCAGGAGCCACGUUACUCUUUUGGCAGGCGAUGCCUGGGGGAGAGUUUUCACUUGGAUCAGUGAGUAAGAGGUUAUUAAGGCGAGUGUAACUUGCUGUAAGAGUUAGCUGUUACACCGGUGUCCAUCUGUAGCACAGGCCAUACACCCGGACCAUUUGCUGCUGAGGUGUCAUGUCGAUGCCAGAUCUGCACUGCACUUAUCAGAUUCAACCAUGUAGCACUCAAAAAAUGAUUUGUUCUCAGGUGUUAUUGGGCAACAGCACUAGCUGUACGUGCUGUAUGUGCUAGUGCUGUAUUUGACGUUACAAUGUUUGCCUGAUCAGAAAUUUAAAUUUAAGAUAACCUUAAUUUAGAUUCACUUCUUGUAAAUAAUGUACAAAAAAUGAAAUAAAAGAUGCAGUGAUU
This is a messenger RNA of Synchiropus splendidus (mandarinfish), 10418 nucleotides long. It is a transcript of the gene wdfy4, whose product is annotated as WDFY family member 4. Bases 533 to 10081 code for a protein of 3182 amino acids. Lineage: Eukaryota; Metazoa; Chordata; Actinopteri; Syngnathiformes; Callionymidae. The transcript is spliced from 65 exons. The record is from RefSeq and is a predicted model, not a curated record. Gene Ontology annotation, molecular function: protein binding.